This is a messenger RNA of Cylas formicarius (sweet potato weevil), 1176 nucleotides long. RefSeq names its product fumarylacetoacetate hydrolase domain-containing protein 2-like. The transcript has 7 exons. Lineage: Eukaryota; Metazoa; Arthropoda; Insecta; Coleoptera; Brentidae. Gene Ontology annotation, molecular function: hydro-lyase activity. The record is from RefSeq and is a predicted model, not a curated record. Bases 290 to 1150 code for a protein of 286 amino acids.
AAUGUCGUUAUGCUUUCGUCGUGAAGUUUUAUAAAUGCGAUUAUUGCAAACAAUUCCUCUGUUUUAGCGUCAAGUAAUCCUCGUUUGGUUAUAUAUAAAACAAAAUCAAGUAAUAUGCAAUAAGUGAAAUGUGCAAACUCACCCGUUGGUGCAACCAUAUGCAGAUAUGUCACAAACACGUGGUUGUCAAAACUAGUCAAUCACAACUAUCUUAGUUCAAAGAAGGAUAAACCGGAUCCUACGUUCCUCGUGAGAUUGUAAAUUUGCACUCUACCGCAAUUCCAUAAUAAUGAAGCUGGUGCAGUUUAUGAUGAACACCGGCAAAAUCCGUCUGGGAGUCUUGAAAGGCGAUAAAGUAAUCGAUCUCAACUCCCACGCUAAUUGGGUACCGAAUAACUUGGUCGAGUUUUUGCAUGAACACGAGAGCGCCGAGAAACUGCUUAACGAGAUGUCUUCUAGUCCAGAAAAUUUAAGUUACUCGCUGUCUCAAGUUCAUCUACUGCCGCCCAUUAAAAAACCUGACAAAAUAUUGGGAGUUGCCCUCAACUAUAGGGAUUUUUGUGAACAAAAUAAUCUUGCUCCGCCAAAGGAGCCCAUAGUUUUUAGCAAAUUUGCGUCAACGAUCAUCGGACCUUAUGACCGAAUAAGACACCCUAAAUCCAGCAAAGCAGUGGAUUGGGAGGUCGAGUUGGUAGCUGUGAUAGGUAAAGUAGCCAGAGACGUGAAAGCUGAGGACGCUUUCGAAUACAUUUUCGGAUAUACCGCCACUCAAGACCUGACCGCGAAAGAUUGGAUGCAGAGAAAUGGAGGACAAUUUUUGCUAUGCAAAAACAUGGACCAUUUCUGUCCGCUCGGGCCCUAUGUUGUGACAAAAGAUGAAAUUCCCGAUCCACAUAACUUAAAUUUAAAGACCUGGGUAAAUGGAGAAUUGAUGCAGAAUGGCAACACAAGCGAUCUUAUAUUUAAAAUUGAUCAUUUGGUCGAGCACUUGUCCGGGGUCAUGACACUCCUGCCUGGCGAUAUUAUUUGUACGGGCACCCCAGCCGGUGUAGGGUCUACCAAGAAACCUCCCACAUUUUUGAAGCCCGGCGAUGUUUUAGAAAGCGAAGUGCAGUAUGUUGGAAGGUUAAAGAAUUUGGUAGUUAAUUAAUUAUAAAAUAUACCUAUAUACAUUUU